GAAAGAAGCACCAGUAGUUGCGAUUGAUUAUCAAAUCUGUUCGGAACUAUCUAUCAGAAACCAACCAACAAAGAAUAGUUGUUUUUUUCUUUUUUUUUAUUUUUUUUUUUGAUUUUUUACGAUAAAAGAUGUUUUCGUUGAGAUUAAUAUCAAAAAUCAUUUACAUUCUGUGUUUUAUCGUCAUCGUCAUUUUACUUCCAAUUCAUGGUCAACUGGACGAAGGAAGCGCAUGUUCUAUGAACGGAAAAAGUGGAAUUUGUAAAUUAUUAACAGAUUGUAUUUCUGUAUAUAAAUCGUUACUGGCCGGAAAUCCGCCAGAAAAAAAUUGUGGAUAUGCAAAUCGUAUACCUAUUGUUUGUUGUCCUAACGAUGUACCAACUUCUACUGAUACUAAAAUGAAUGUAGAACAACCAAAUCCUUCGAAUGAUGAACGUGGUGUUCUUUCUCGAGAAAAAUGUAGAGAAUAUUCUCAAUACGUUUAUCAACUUGUAAAUCCACCAAUUUUUCUUAUCGGUUCAAAACCAUUUAACACCUCUACAUGUGGUAUUAAGGGUAAAACAUUGAUCAUCGGUGGUGAGAAAGCACUUGGAAAAGAAUUUCCUCACAUGGUGGCACUUGGUUAUGAAUCUGGCAAAGGUAUUGAAUGGAGUUGUGGAGGAAGUUUGGUCUCAAGGAGAUUUGUUUUAACGGCUGCCCAUUGUUUACGUUCAGUUGAUAAUGUUGCUCCAACUGUAGCACGAGUUGGUGAUUUAAAUCUGGUAUCAAAGGAUGAUGCAGCUAAACCGAAAGAUUACAAAAUUAUUGACAAAAUUCCAAAUCCACAAUACAAACCUCCAUCGUUGUAUCACGACAUUGCAUUACUUAAAUUAGAAACCAAUGUAGAAUUUAAUGAAUAUGUUAGACCUGCUUGUUUGCAAACAACUUUACCUGAUUCACCUGAGAACAAAGCUACCGCAACAGGAUGGGGCUACGUUGAUUGGGAAAACGAAACUAGAUCGGACGAUUUGUUAAAAGUCACUAUAAAUAUUGUUAAUCAUACUGCUUGCAACACAUUUACCUAUUCAAAUAUUCGAUUCAAUCGAGGUAUCGUCAACGAUUCGCAAAUAUGCGCCGGUGAAUAUGGCAAAGACACUUGUGGGGGUGACAGUGGUGGUCCAUUGUUAAUUUUCAAUGAUGAUCAUUAUUGUAUGUACAACAUCAUCGGUGUUACCAGUGCAGGCCAAUUAUGUGGUUUAUAUACUCCAGGAAUCUACACUAGAGUAUAUAAUUAUAUUCCUUGGCUGGAAAGUGUAAUUUGGGCAGAACACGAUUAAUAAUAUUUUAUUUUACAUCGAAUAAACAUAUCAUUUAGUACUUCAUUAAUAAUAAUACUCGUAGAUUAAUUUAAUCGUCGACAUUUUAAUCGAUCUGUUCUCGCAAUUUAUUUUCAUUUUCAUUCUGAGAACAAAUAUAUGAAUUAAAAUCCACUCUUAACGUUUAUUUCGAAUGUAACAAACAAACAAAAAGUAUUUAUUAUUCCAGGUAAUUUAAUUUGCAUAAAUUCUGAUCAAAAGACAAACAGACAAGGAAAAAAGAACCAAGUGUUAUAACAUUCAAUUUCUAAAUUUAAAUAUAAC
Messenger RNA from Polistes dominula (European paper wasp), 1616 nucleotides. Its product is annotated as venom protease. Lineage: Eukaryota; Metazoa; Arthropoda; Insecta; Hymenoptera; Vespidae. Gene Ontology annotation, molecular function: serine-type endopeptidase activity. The record is from RefSeq and is a predicted model, not a curated record. Gene Ontology annotation, biological process: proteolysis.